AUGGACCCAACCCUAGUUUCUAAGUUAUUCCAGCUUUGUGGGACACAAUCGAGGCCGUUGAGUCAGGACCCAACUGCAUUUUUGGAUCAAAACACAUCUUUCAUAUUUGAUAACGAGUACUACCAUCAAAUUAAGUUGAAGAGAGGUGUGAUGCAGAUUGAUCAAGAACUUGCCUUGGAUAAAGCUAGUGCUCCUAUUGUGACGGGUUUUGCAAGCAAUGCGAUUGGUUUCCAAAAAGGUUUCGCAAAGGCGAUAGUGAAGAUGGGGGGAAUUGAAGUUCUUGUUGGAAAUGCCGGGGAAAUUAGAAAGAAUUGUAGGGUUUUCAAUUGA
Camellia sinensis is the source of this 330-nucleotide messenger RNA. The record is from RefSeq and is a predicted model, not a curated record. Lineage: Eukaryota; Viridiplantae; Streptophyta; Magnoliopsida; Ericales; Theaceae.